UCACAAUGGAGGAAUGAUAAAUAUUGAGCAAUAGAAAUCUUUGGAAUGUAUUUAUUUAUUUUAAUUGUAUAAAUAUUUAUAGUGCAUUCAAGAUGGAAAUACUUCCAGAGGGUGUCAAUGCCUCUAUAAAAAAGGGGCCUGGCCUCUAUGAGUUCCUUGUUGAGGCGGAACUACAACAUUAUUUUAAUAGUUUCAAAAAUACUUUGAAAAUUGCUCAUCCUUCCCAGUUGAAAUUCACGACAGAAAGUGAUUUGAUAGAAAUAGGAAUGUCCAAGCCGGAAAUGAGGCGCCUUCGUAAAUAUUAUGACAAACAUUUUCCUCAUAAUUAUUUAUCAAAACUCAAAAAAAUCAUCAAUUAUAAAAAACAGGGACAAUCUUCUAAUGAUGCUUAUCUUUUAAUGAACAUGGACUCUUUGUCCGUUUCGCGAGCCCCCAGAGUCUCAAGUAAACACAUCAUACCAGCCGCCAGUAUUACCAUAAACAAGGAACUGGGCAUGGGCGAGUUUGGGGUGGUGCAACAGGGCGUCUGGUGCAAUGAAGGGGAAAGGAUACAGGUCGCCAUAAAAUGCCUAUCGCGGGAUCGAAUGCAGAGCAACAUGGUCGAGUUCCUAAAAGAGGCAUCAAUAAUGCACAAUAUCGACCAUCCCAAUAUUGUGCGAUUUUUCGGCGUUGUUUUACCCAACGUUGAAGGAAGUCUGAUGCUCGUAACCGAAUUAGCACCUUUGCGAUCUCUUCUAGAGUGUUUAAAAGAACCUUCGUUAAGAUCGAGUUUCCCGGUCUUAACGCUUUGUGAUUUUGCUUACCAAAUAUGCGACGGAAUGCAAUACCUCGAAGCAAACCGUUUAAUACAUAGGGAUUUAGCUGCAAGAAAUAUUCUAGUUUUUUCAAAAAGCAAAGUGAAAAUUUCCGAUUUCGGCUUGAGUCGGGCGUUAGGACAAGGCAAAGAUUACUACCAAACGAAUUUUAAUGUGAAUUUGAAACUACCAAUUGCGUGGUGUGCCCCAGAAUGUAUAAGUUAUCUCAGAUUUACCACGUCGAGCGACGUUUGGGCUUUUGGUGUGACCCUGUGGGAAAUGUUUUCGUACGGUUUUCAACCAUGGGCGGCCUUGACUGGACAACAAAUACUUGAAGCAAUAGACGAACCGAACUUUCAAAGAUUAGAACAGCCGGAUUGUUGUCCUUUAGAUCAUUAUAAUUUAAUGUUGGAUUGUUGGAGACACGAAGCCGCUGCUAGGCCCAAAUUUGCCGAAAUCGGGCCUGUCUUAGCCGAAUGCAGACCUGAACAAGUUCAAGCCAAAUCUUCUGCCGGGGAAGGCCCCCACAUGCUUUCGUUCCGAAUCGGUGACGUUCUUACUGUCCUAGAUAAAAAGACACACCACCCUCUCUGGAAGGGGGUAUCGGCCAGUGGCAAAACCGGCCUUUUCGACCCCAUCAACGUCGUGGCCUACCUUGGGAGUGAUCUACCAAGUUCUUCGUUUUUACGCACUGACAGUACCCGAUCGUCCUCUCGGAAAAAACUCCGAAGCGAAAUGAUUAGUGCCCCACAAGGUGAUUUAAAACAUACAGGUCACGUGGGCCUCGACGGAGCUUAUUUCGGCGACUUGAGUUUCCUAGGGGGAUCAAAAGGAAGUUAUGGAUCAGUCCCCACCCAAGUCGUGGCUCCUUACCGCCCGCACAAAGACCUGGAAGCGGCCCCGCUCCUCGAAGGGGAUCACGUGCCGGCUCCUGCACCACUCCAAGACCACGAGUAUCACGAAAUUAGCGACGAGGAGAAUACCCACAGCCCCCAUUUGGACUUGGGACCGUCGCUGAUGGCCGAAAUGGAACUAAUGUUGAAUUCAUUUGGUCAUCCGAAUCAAGCACUGGAUCAUGAGGGGUCGUCGAACCGGAAUAAUGAAUUGAGGGAGAAAUUGGGGACGAAAUCGAGGAAACAAGCCACGAUUAAACCGAUUUCGACUCAUGAUCAGAAAACGUUAGAUACGGCGAUUGCCCUGGCGAAUGAGUUGAGUACGAGGUCGAUGUCGGCUCCGGCACCCACGACGCCGGCGUCGCCCAACAAGAAAAAGUUCAGUUUUAGGUUUCCUUCAGUUGGAGAGCAUGACAAGAAUACGGAGAGAAGGAAUUUUUCGGAGGAGGCCUUGUCCACUUCCGAUUUACAGUCCAAAGUUACACAAGAGGCACAGAUGGCAUACCAAGGACUCGUCGAAAGUCCCUCAGCCGACGUGACUCAACUAAUGGUCACGAAUCCAUUACGGAUAUUACGUUCGGGUCAGCCCGUCAUAAACCCUCGAACACGUUCGGCGAGUGUUGCCAGCACUCUCCCGCCGAAAUUCCACGACUCGGUUCGAAAUUCUGUCCCGGAAAAUUUGAACGGAACCAAAACAGGUGUGGCAACCAAAUUUCCAGACAGACAAAUUAAACGCCAAUCCGCAGAUAUGUCCGUUGAUGAGCCGCCAAGGCAGAAUUUCUCAAGUCAUACUUUACCACACCUUCACAGGGAUGACAACCCCAUCCCCUUGCCGCCGAGGGACCGAAACAAGACUCUCUUAGCGGCGAAACCACGACAUACGCGRAAACACCCGCUUAUUAUUCCCCCGWCGAAUUUGCAACGCACGCUGGAYAAAAUAAAUACGGUUACACCGCCGGCGACGGUUACGGUUGAUCCAUUUCACGGUAACGAAGUUCCGGUUUAUUCCAAUAGYGUUACACAAAUGGCGGAGAAAAACCCGGAGUCCAUACACUUCGAGGCGCAAAUCGAGUCGGAUUUGAAUGCUUUGGAUGAGAUUCCGCAAGAGCAAGAUGUUGUAGAUGGAGUUGGGAGUAUGAGAGUUGACGAUGAGAAGUUGAGUAGUCAUCAUGUGAGUUGUGAGGAUCUUCUCAAGUUCGCGAACGCGAAACCGAGUUCGAGGACUAGAGGGAUAGAUUCGGAUGAAGUCAGGAUUAUGUUGAAAGUUUUAGGUAAAGAUGUAUCCAAAGAGAAAUGCGUGGACGCGUUAGAUCAGUGUGAGUGGGAAGUAAUGAAAGCAAUAAAAAUCGUCAAACUACAAAAUAUGGUGARCGCUGAUAUGAGUGUCUGUUGUAACGCUUUGGAAAAUUCRGCUUGGGAUGUGGCUAAGGCUGCUCAAUKGGUCUUACAACAAGACGAGGUGACUCAAGUGUAACAUAUCAACUAUAAGUUUUAAAUUCUCAAUUCUUAUUGUCUUGCCAAUGUUAUAUUAUUUUAAAGAAAUUAACUUAUUUUUUAUGACAUUUUGUUAGAAAAUAAUUAUGUUAGAAUUAUUUUUUAUUAAAAUUGUACAUGUGGACAAAUUUUUACGGCUUAUACAUCUUAUACCAGUAGUGACACUUUUUAAAAAUUAUACAAUGUUUUACAAUAAAUUUAUACACAAAAUUAA
This is a messenger RNA of Tribolium madens (black flour beetle), 3395 nucleotides long. It is a transcript of the gene Ack-like, whose product is annotated as activated Cdc42 kinase-like. Gene Ontology annotation, molecular function: ATP binding; protein binding; protein tyrosine kinase activity. The coding region runs from base 93 to 3161 and encodes 1022 amino acids. The record is from RefSeq and is a predicted model, not a curated record. Lineage: Eukaryota; Metazoa; Arthropoda; Insecta; Coleoptera; Tenebrionidae. Gene Ontology annotation, biological process: protein phosphorylation. The transcript has 9 exons.